This is a messenger RNA of Astrephomene gubernaculifera, 733 nucleotides long. Lineage: Eukaryota; Viridiplantae; Chlorophyta; Chlorophyceae; Chlamydomonadales; Astrephomenaceae. The record is from the annotation of a GenBank genome assembly.
GUCCUGAAGGCAACUAAUGCAAGGACCGUGUACUGCCUCAACGGCUAUCACAGUUAUGAGGUACCGCGACAAGCAGUGGGCCUGGCGGCACUCUUUCGCAUCAUGGAGGCCGCAAUGCUGACCUCCAACAACGCUGCAACAUUAAAGAACCUGCUCGGGGCUACUCAGGUGACGAGGAAGCGCCCUAGCCUCAGGAAGCAACCGGAGUUGGCGUCAGGGCAGGAGGUGGGGAUCACCACGCCAACAGGGCAACGCACGGAUUGCCCAAGUUCCCGGACGGUGGGCGAGCAAGAGGAGGGUGCGCUACCACGCGAGCUAACACAGCCGCAGCAGCUGCGGCGAGAGCGUCCGAGGCUCCUGGACGAGCAACAGCGGCUGCGGCUGGGUUUGGUGGAUUGGGCUGUGUCCAGUGCGACCCUGGAGAGCGUCUUCACACGGAUCGCGCGGGAGGCGGGGGCGGUGGUUGAGGCCGCGGGGCCGUGAGGUUCUUGUGCUGUGGCGUGCUGGAAGGGAAGGGGAAAUAUGGAAGCCAUGGAUGAGGGUUGAAGAAGGGGCCGGGGCGGCUGAGGUGAAUGAGGUUGGCAGGGGUCAGGCAGAGAGGCAGGCCUGGUGACUGGGACUGAGGGUUUGUUGAGUGGAAAAGGAGUUAAGGCGUCGGCACGGUGCAAGUGCUUUGCGUUUAAUAAAGCCUGAACUUUGCGAUAUUGUAGAAUGAGUGACAAAUGAUUGCAGG